ACUUUUUAUUAYUUCACGAUCCGGAUUGUUUCGUUCACAAGUUUUGAGGUUUGACCCGUUCCRUAGACAUAGAAAAUAACUGUGACCCGUUCAUUUUGAUCCGUUCGUUCGCGUACGACACAUCUCUGUUUUCACUAAACUCGACUAGAAAAGAUGGCCGCUGGAAAGAAACAGAAAAAAGCUUUAGAAAGCAUCAACACCAAGUUGGCUCUUGUCAUGAAGUCCGGAAAAUGUGUCCUUGGCCUGAAGCAAUCAUUGAAAACCCUAAGACAAGGAAAAUCCAAGCUGGUCAUCAUUGCUAACAAUACAUCUCCAUUAAGAGUAUCAGAGAUUGAGUACUAUGCCAUGUUGUCCAAGACUGAUGUUUUCCAAUAUUCGGGCAACAACAUUGAAUUAGGUACUGCAUGUGGUAAAUACUUCAGGGUUGCCACGUUAUCAAUCACCGAUCCAGGCGAUUCAGAUAUCAUCAAAACUAUCCCUACUGACCAAGCCAACCAAUAAUUACUGUAUAUUUUGAUUAAAUAAAUAUUAUUUCUCAGGAUCAGUA
Molecule: messenger RNA, 547 nt
Organism: Diuraphis noxia (Russian wheat aphid)
Lineage: Eukaryota; Metazoa; Arthropoda; Insecta; Hemiptera; Aphididae
Gene: RpL30
Product: ribosomal protein L30
Cellular component (GO): cytosolic large ribosomal subunit
Molecular function (GO): structural constituent of ribosome; RNA binding
Source: RefSeq, a predicted model, not a curated record